Messenger RNA from Homarus americanus (American lobster), 1655 nucleotides. RefSeq lists its product as uncharacterized. Lineage: Eukaryota; Metazoa; Arthropoda; Malacostraca; Decapoda; Nephropidae. Gene Ontology annotation, cellular component: neuron projection membrane. Gene Ontology annotation, biological process: synapse organization. The record is from RefSeq and is a predicted model, not a curated record.
GGCAAAAAUGUCGAUGUUCCAGACACUUGGUCUACAUCGCCUCCAGCUGCUGUUACUCCUACUUCUGGCAGGAUGCCUGGAGGAGGGAGUGGUGGCCGACGCCGCCGUCGGAAGAGAGCCACAGGAACAGCCUCACUUCCUACAUGAUCGCCUCACCCUUAACGUGUCCGUCCAGCUCGCCUCCACCGCCUACCUCCACUGUCAAGUGACCGGCCUCAAGGAUCAGUCGGUGUCGUGGUACAGGAGGAAAGGCGACGAGAUCCACCUCAUCACCUUUGGCUUCCAGACUUACCAUAAUGAUGACAGGUUCGCGUUGAUCUACGAGCAGCCAGAUGAUUGGCGGCUCAGGAUUCGUUACGUCCAGCACCGUGAUGAAGGCACCUACCAGUGCCAGGUGGCCACCCAUCCCCCCCUCAUACGGACCAUUCACCUGCAGGUAGUAGAGGCAGCGUUACAGAUCCUGGACGAGCGCGGGGUGGUGCUCAAGGAGAAGUUCUACCGUGCUGGCUCCACCAUAGAGUUACAGUGUCACGUGGCGGACGUGCCCACGGCCACCACCCUCCAGCUGGCCUGGUACCAUAACAACCACAGACUCAACUACGACGACUCCCGGGGCGGCGUCAGCGUCAAGACAGAGCUGAGAGGGACUUCGGCUCGGUCGUGGCUGAGAGUCAACAACGCUGUGACGCAAGACUCAGGUGUUUACUACUGUAAUGUGACCCACCUGGCGGCAACCAGCGUCACCAUACACGUGGUGCCAGACGAGUACCCGGCGGCCAUCCAGGGAGGAGCCAGAGUGUCAGCGUGGAGAGGCGGCGUCAUCCUGCUGCUGUGCUUCACGUCCACCUUCUUCCACUACCUCGCCUCCUCCUGCACCACCUUCUGCUACCGCUGCUUCUGCUGUCCACCAUACAGAUAAAACUACCCCACGUGUUGAAGCUGGCCACUCACCCUGGCCACGUGAGAGGGGGUGAUGUGAUAAUGGGGCCAUACGUUGUAAAUGGCACCUUAAACGGCCCGCAGUGGACUAAUACCCACUCGCCCCUGAAGGAUGCCAGGAACAGUCUACUACUCUAGACAGUAAGGGAUGACCCUGGGGAAGUUUAUAUUCAGGGUCUGGUGUAAGUAUAAGGAUUUACUAUACACAAGACCUUUUAGGGUGAAGAAAUAUUUUGUUCUUAUUCAGGGUAACGCAUCAGAAGCGGUUGUCUCUAUCAGGGUAUCAGAGGUAAACUCAUAUCUUAUAUUUGGUCAUAGUUAUCACCCAUGUUUAGCACCACAUAACAAAACAUCAUCCCAUUUACGUUCACAACAAACUAUCAUCCUACUUAAGAAAGCAAAAACUAUCAUCCUUUAGAGGGCUGGACGAGAGACUUCCUGCAGCCACAACACUAAAAGAAAUAUUUUCCCUGACCAAUGCAACAUGGAAGCGCUCAGCGGCUGGCAGACUGACGGUGCUCAAUAUUUCAGUCAUGUGCACAGCUUCGAUAAAAAGAGACUGUUUUAUCUACACGAGAGCAGAACCUACGAGUACCUCCUUCUAGUUCAUGUUGACAAAGCUCCACCGUCUUGUCAGUGCUCGGUAAGGACUCCGCCGUCUUGUCAGUGCUCGGUAAGGACUCCGCCGUCUUGUCAGUGCUCGGUAAGGACUCCGC